Messenger RNA from Morus notabilis, 1817 nucleotides. RefSeq names its product protein GPR107. The record is from RefSeq and is a predicted model, not a curated record. NCBI's taxonomy places the organism in Eukaryota, Viridiplantae, Streptophyta, Magnoliopsida, Rosales, Moraceae. Gene Ontology annotation, cellular component: membrane; Golgi apparatus. Gene Ontology annotation, biological process: transport.
CGUUUACACUUUACUUACGGUUUGGAGUUUCUUCUGGACCUAAGCAAAAACUUCUGAAAGAGAAAUCUCAAAAAAUUAGUCCCAAAAAUCCCCUUCUCCAACAAGAAUCGAAAAGUCGUCAAUAAACCCAUUUUUUUCUUCAAUCUCCAAAAAGGAAAAAUCAGAAUUCCAUAGAAACGCAGAUUUGAGCCUAAUCCCUCAGAUCCGAAUCAAACGAAGCUUCGACCAUGGCGAUCUCGCCUAAAUUUCUCUUCCUCAUCGUCUUGAUUUCCAUGGCGUUCUCAAUGUGUUUAGGUGAAAUCCGAUUCAGCAAGAUUAGAGACGAUGACCGGCCGAUUAUCCCCUUGGACGAGUUCGGAUUCACGCACAAAGGUCGCCUCGAGCUCAACGUCUCGUCGAUCUCGCUCUCGCCGGAGAAGUCCGAUUCUGAUCUCUCCUAUGUCGGUUUCUUCCUCUGCACCAGGGAAUCGUGGAUCCAUGUGUUUCAGCAGCUCGAGGAUCGCGAGAUCGAGUGCGCCCUCAAAUCGGAUAUGGUGAAGAAGGUCCUCACCUUCAGCUCGGUCCACAAAGGCCUGAUUCAGAAGACCACUGGUACUGUGUACAAUGAAACCGAUGCGGAUCAGUACAUGCUUCUCUUCGCGAAUUGCAUCCAGGGAGUGAAGGUCUCCAUGGAUGUCCGAUCGGCGAUGUAUAAUCUCGAUGGGAAGAAUAACGUCCGCGAUUACCUCUCCACCGGCAAAACCGUCCUGCCUAGGGUUUACUUCUUCUUCUCCUUGAUAUAUUUCUCCCUCGCCGGCCUCUGGAUUGACGUGCUUUACAAGAAACGCCUCACGAUUUUCAGAAUCCAUUUCUUCAUGCUCGCCGUCGUGAUCCUCAAGGCACUAAACCUCGUCUGCGAGGCCGAGGACAAGUCGUACAUCAAGCGUACGGGAAGCGCCCAUGGCUGGGACGUCUUGUUCUAUAUUUUUAGCUUCUUGAAAGGAAUCACGCUCUUCACUUUGAUUGUCUUGAUCGGCACGGGCUGGUCCUUCUUGAAACCGUACUUGCAGGACAAGGAAAAGAAGGUCUUGAUGAUCGUAAUUCCUCUGCAGGUCGUCGCCAAUAUCGCCCAGGUUGUUAUUGACGAGAGCGGUCCCUACGGACACGACUGGUUCACGUGGAAGCAGGUCUUCUUGCUCGUCGACGUCAUCUGCUGCUGCGCGGUGCUGUUCCCGAUCGUCUGGUCAAUCAAGAACCUCCGCGAAGCGGCGAAGACCGAUGGAAAGGCCGCCGUUAACUUGAUGAAGCUGACGCUAUACUACAUUGUGGUUAUCUGUUACAUUUACUUCACCCGUGUCGUGUUCUUCGCACUCGAGACCAUCACCUCUUAUCGGUACCUCUGGACCAGCGUGGUGGCGUCCGAGCUUGCCACGCUCGCUUUCUACAUGUUUACGGGUUACAAGUUCAAGCCUGAGGCGCACAAUCCUUACUUCGUGAUCGAUGACGAAGAAGAAGAAGCUGCAGCCGAAGCCUUGAAGCUCGAGGAUGAGUUCGAAUUGUGACGGCGCUGCUUCUGAAAUUGGGAUUGUUGAGGUAGAUUUUCAACAAUCAUAAACGGGUCAAUUUUGAUCCGAAUGUUAGGCAUACUUGAGGUAGAAUUUGUUCUAUGGUUUCCUUUUCAUUGUGUUGACUUUACCUUGCCUGUUAGUUUUUCUUGAGUUAGUAGGACACGCUCAUAUACUUGUUACAUUUAUGGGAAUUAGAUACCCUGUGUUGCUGUCUGUGAAUUGGAUAGUAUGUGUAAGUAGAUACUUAAUAAUUUGCAUUCAUUUUUGGUA